Molecule: messenger RNA, 1525 nt
Organism: Cynara cardunculus var. scolymus (artichoke)
Lineage: Eukaryota; Viridiplantae; Streptophyta; Magnoliopsida; Asterales; Asteraceae
Product: chitinase-like protein 1
Exons: 4
Coding region: 210-1172 (320 amino acids)
Biological process (GO): chitin catabolic process; carbohydrate metabolic process; cell wall macromolecule catabolic process
Molecular function (GO): chitinase activity
Source: RefSeq, a predicted model, not a curated record
CAUCAUUCAAUCUCCACCGUCCAUUUCCACACCUUCCCCAUUAUUCCAUUGACGCAAAUACUUGAUCUAACACACUUCAUCUUCAUUGCAUUGUAGGCAGAGGAAAUUCGCAAGCAAGGUUUUUCAUACAAAACCCAAUUGCAUUUCAAUCGAAAUAAACAAAAUCAGAUCUAGAAGAAGGGGAGCAGUCUCCACUCUCACGAAGAAGAAUGGAGACGAAAAAUACAUGUCUUUUGAUAAUAAGUGUACUGUUUGUGAUCGUUUCAAUCGUGGAUGCGACUGCAAACGUGCCUAUAUUGGUGAAGAAGGUGAAAGGGAAGAAAGUAUGUGAUCAGGGUUGGGAAUGUAAAGGCUGGUCAGAGUAUUGUUGCAAUCUUACAGUAACUGACUAUUUUGAUUACUACCAAUUUGAGAAUCUUUUCUCGAAGAGGAAUUCACCGGUGGCACAAGCUGCUGGUUUCUGGGAUUAUAAGUCUUUUAUCACUGCCUCAGCCAUUUACCAACCCCUUGGUUUUGGUACCACCGGCAACAAGACAACACAAAUGAAGGAGAUUGCUGCAUUUCUUAGCCAUGUUGGCAGUCAAACUUCUUGUGGAUAUGGAGUGGCAACCGGAGGACCUACGGCAUGGGGAUUAUGCUACAACAAAGAGAUGAGCCCGAGUCAAAAAUAUUGUGACGAUAACUACAAGUACACUUACCCUUGUGCCCCCGGAGCUGAUUAUUAUGGUCGUGGUGCUUUGCCCAUCUAUUGGAACUUUAACUAUGGAUACAUUGGCGACUGCCUGAACGUAGAUCUUCUGAACCACCCCGAAUACAUUGAACAAAACGCCACUUUAGCCUUCCAGGCUGCUAUCUUCCGAUGGUUAACACCCUUAAAGAAGGGUCAGCCAUCAGCCCACGAAGCCAUGGUCGGCACCUGGAAACCAACCAAAAACGACACUUUGUCCCAUAGAUAUCCUGGAUUUGGUACCACCAUGAACAUCCUGUACGGUGAACGUACGUGUGGAAAAGGCGAUGUUGACGACAUGAACAUCAUCAUCACCCAUUACUUAUAUUAUCUUGAUUUGAUGGGUGUUGGCCGAGAAGAGGCUGGGGCCCACGACGUGCUCACGUGCGCUGAACAGAAACCGUUUAACCCAUCGACCACUAAAAAAGAAGCGGCUUCCAGCUGAGCUUUGUUUGGUUCAACACUAUAUCGAUAUGGCUUCAAUAUCUCAAGAAAUAAAAGGUGCCCUUUGGAUGUUGCUGUGAAAUGUGUGGUAUGGAGGCUUGGUGGCUUGGAGCCAUAAUAGUGUGAAGCUGAGGGCUGGUGGAUUAAGAUCCAUGUCUUUAGUUUAUAGAUUCAAAAUCAUUUUGAUUUUAAAUGUUUGGUAUUUAUUUUGUGAUUUUUUAGUGAAAAUUACAGACAUCAAUAUUCUAUAAUUUUGUUCAGAUUAUGAAUCUUCAGUUUGGUUGUAUUAUAAAGUUUGUAAUAAAUGUGUAUGAAUAUUUUUCAAUGUUAAUUGUAAAAUUGCUUAUUUGUUAA